AUGUCCGACAACAAAGAAUUUCCGACACAGAAAGACGACAAACCCAAAACGACGACAAACAGGAAAAGGAGUUCUAAGGUUCAUAAGGAAGCUCAUAAGGAAAGAAGGGGGAGUAUGAGUCGCAUCGAUACUGCGUUGAUAACUCAUAUAUCCACUGAAUCUCACGUCCAGUCAGGAUCUCGUCAACCACGACAAGUCCAUACCUUUCGCCUAGGUGAUCGCUCACACCGUCAUUCACUUGGUGACCCAUAUUCGCACUCGGGAAGGCCCAGCUCAGGGCCCACUGGUAGUGUCCCGUUACCUCCACGGUCUCGACGAUCAAGCAUGCCAGUAUCUCCAAGAUCUAUGAUCCAGCAUGCCUGGCACACCGCAAUGACCGCAGACCCCCUUAUUGACUCCGAUGAAGAAAACCCAGAUGAGCAUGUGCGGCUUGACUAUGAAGAUUACGUGGCAAGCAACCCAAUGAACCGGAAGACUCCUCUCGGUGUGUACAGGUUCAUUCUCCUCCAACGACUCUUGCCAGUGAUCCGAGAAACGUUCAAUGAAGACUACGACGUAUGCUCAUAUUUUGUCAUUCGUUUAGGGAAUGGGUGGAGACUUCCAAUUGUGUUCGAAAAUAUAGAUGCGUCACGUGAUGCAAUUAUGCGUCGCGUUUGUGGCAAAUACAUUCUUGGUGUUCCUACUACCUCGCAAAAGCUUCAAGGACUCUCAUGCUUAGAAUCACAUUACUAUCCCUUCCAAACACCUAGUCUCCCUGAUACUGCAAGUCUCGUUAAGCGUCUGGCGGGCCCAUCCACCACGAAAGCAGGCCUGGCCAAAGAUCAAAGCGAAAUCAAUCGUAUUAUUGCAGAAGCUUCAAAAGGAUCUAAAUUCUACGACAACGAGAAGCGGAAAGACAAAGAAUUGACUGAGCGCAUUAACAAAAUCCUCAAGCAACGUGAUGAUGCAAGACAGGGAGUGGACAUUAGUCAGAUAGAGAAGAGUACUGACCAUACUCUCGACCAGCUAGAGUCGCAUCGUGACCUUAGCCAGGUUAUCGUUCAUGUAGACAUGGAUGCAUUUUAUGCAAAUGUAGAACUCCUUCACAACCCAGAGCUCAAAGGCAAACCCUUUGGAGUAGGAGCUGGAGUUCUUUCUACCGCCUCGUAUGAUGCUAGAAAGUACGGGGUGCGCUCUGGUAUGCCGGGCUUCAUCGCCAAGAAAUUGUGUCCAGAACUAAUCCUCGUCAAUAUCAAUUUUACCCGAUACCAGGAGAUGUCUGAUAAGGUGAUGGAUAUAUUCAGACGGUAUGACCCCAACAUGCUUGCUGCAGGUUGUGACGAAGGUUACUUGAAUAUCACAGCCUAUUGCGAGGAGCACAACUUAGACCCACAGGCAUGUGUGCAAGAAAUGCGAGCAUUUGUGCACAAGGAAACGAAUCUAACAGUAAGUGCUGGGAUUGCGCCGAACAAGAUGUUAGCCAAAAUAUGUUCAGACAAGAAUAAACCAAACGGUCAAUUCUACCUCCCAUUUGACCGUGAAUCCAUCAAAUCCUUUAUGCAGGAUCUUCCCAUCCGGAGGAUACCUGGUGUUGGACGUGUGAAUGAAAGGCUACUUGACGCAAUAGGCAUAAAGACUUGUGGCGACAUCUACACUCAUAGGGCAACUCUCUCGCUGAUGGACAAACAAUUCGGACUCCAAUUUUUGUUACGGAUACAUCUUGGUAUCGCAUCCAAUGUCGUUGAGCCUGGCAAAAGAGAGGAACGGAAAAUCGCUAGCGCUAAGGUUCAUUUCAGGACUUUCAGUACACUUAGCGAUAGACAACAGAUACUCAACAAACUCGAAGAAGUAGCUGCUGAACUUGAAGACGAUACUGAAAGAAAUGGGUGGACAGGAAAAACAGUGACGCUAAAGUACAAGUUAAAUACAUAUCAAGUUUACACUCGCGCCAAAUCCUUUGAUCGGUGGAUAAGCACAAAGAAGGACGAUCUGCUUGCUAUCGGCAAGGAACUUUUGCCAAGCCAUCCUCUGUCAAUUAGGCUAAUUGGACUACGGAUCACCAAGCUCAAAGAUCUAAGGUCGUCAUCACCCGCAGGAGGUAUCAAACGUUUUCUAGAACCUACUGCUGCAUCACCACGCAAAAAGGCUAAGUAUGAAGCAACGAACAAGGAAGGCAAUAUACACAAACAUGACCACUCUGAUUAUGACCAAAAUGAAUAUGAGGAUUAUAUGCCUGGGUUUGGCGGAGAAGAUGAUGAGCAACUAGAGGCUGGAUUUGAUAGCGAUGAGGAAGUGGACGGAGAAGAUUACGAACCAAACGAUAUCUCAGAAAAUGACGACUUUAAGGCUCAGCUCCGACCACCGGUUUCAGCUCCUGCUCGCUCCAAUUCUGAAGGUCGAAGGUCAUCAUCGAUGGCUACCAUCUCACGACAAAAACCCCGUAGUUCGGGUCACAUCCCAGUACCCAAGCAACCUACAUCACAAGCGGAAGAGAUUGACGCUCAAACACAUACCUGUCCUAUAUGCGGAAAGAAUCUUGCGACGGACAAUCAGGGGCUGAAUGCCCAUAUCGAUUUCUGUUUGAGCAGAGGUGCAAUUCUCCACGCACAGGCAGAAUCAAGCAGUCCCACCAAGAAAAAAGCGACUUCUACGUGGAACUGGGAAGCUAAUACGAAAGGAAAGCGGAAGAGAUGA
Messenger RNA from Serpula lacrymans var. lacrymans S7.9, 2673 nucleotides. RefSeq lists its product as uncharacterized. NCBI's taxonomy places the organism in Eukaryota, Fungi, Basidiomycota, Agaricomycetes, Boletales, Serpulaceae. Gene Ontology annotation, cellular component: nucleus. Gene Ontology annotation, molecular function: DNA-directed DNA polymerase activity; damaged DNA binding. The coding region runs from base 1 to 2673 and encodes 890 amino acids. The record is from RefSeq and is a predicted model, not a curated record. The transcript has 21 exons. Gene Ontology annotation, biological process: error-prone translesion synthesis.